Molecule: messenger RNA, 687 nt
Organism: Eremothecium sinecaudum
Lineage: Eukaryota; Fungi; Ascomycota; Saccharomycetes; Saccharomycetales; Saccharomycetaceae
Gene: CAM1
Product: translation elongation factor EF1B gamma
Exons: 1
Coding region: 1-687 (228 amino acids)
Biological process (GO): translational elongation
Cellular component (GO): cytoplasm; nucleus
Source: RefSeq, a predicted model, not a curated record
AUGUCCGUACUCUAUGUCAAUAAGCGUAUCCGCUGUCUCGUCCCCAAGUUGCUCGUUUCCCACCUGGGGCUGAAAGUGGAAAUUAGAGACCCAGACCAAUAUCUAGAAGAAUGGUCCAAGAAUUUCCCUCUCAGGAAGGUUCCCUGUCUUAUCACUGCUACAGGAGCCAAAUUGACUGAAGUUAUACCCAUUAUGAUUUACUUGUUAAAGACCUCUCCAGACUAUAAAACAAGAGAAAGGUUACUACACACCUCUGAUCUCUCUAAACAUACACUUAUUUUAAUGUACUUAUCACUUGCAAACACAGAUUUCUGUAUUAAUAUGGCUACAAUGCUAACCCAGAUUAAAGGUGAAAAGCCAUAUGACAAGAAUUCUUUUGAAGAAGCCUCUAAAAAUUUGGAUGCUAUUACCGACGUUUAUGAGAAAAGGUUAUCGAAUAUAAAUUAUUUGGCCGAGACUGAAGAAGCCACUCUAGCGGACCUAUUCACGGCGGCAAUUUUUAGGAGGUGCUUUGAAUUUUUUUAUGGAGCAGAAUGGCGCAAUAAUCACCCAGCGAUUACGAAAUGGUUCUACGAUGUUAUAGAGUUGCCUAUUAUGUCGCCCUACUAUCAAGAUUUUAAAGCGUGUGACAUUGCUAUGGCAGUCCCCGCUAUUUCGGACGGAAGUAAGCCGGAAAAAAAACGUUAA